This is a messenger RNA of Cherax quadricarinatus, 6604 nucleotides long. Its product is annotated as influenza virus NS1A-binding protein homolog. The record is from RefSeq and is a predicted model, not a curated record. Gene Ontology annotation, molecular function: protein binding. Lineage: Eukaryota; Metazoa; Arthropoda; Malacostraca; Decapoda; Parastacidae.
CUGGCUUGACGCAUUACUACCCUGACCGCCACCCCGUCACCACACACCACAGUCUUGUGAGGCCAUCUCUCUCCCAUCAGAAUCAUUACAGGACUACAAGCAGGGUCCGUGUGGACUACUAAUUGCAGCAACGUGUGUGGCAUUACCUCCGGCCAACGAGGAACUAGAUCAGCUAGUGGUGGGUGAUACCCUGCAGCCAACCACUCAGCCAACUAAGCCAACCAGCCAGCCAUCAGCCAACUACCCCACUAUCCACUGCCAGCCGCCCCGUACAGACAGUCGCUACACGUGUGUCAGGCGUAGAGGAAGCCAGGUUCGCUCGCUCUCCCUCUCUCUCUUUCUACCCAGAUACCGUUCAGCAGACUAUGUUUACUUAGAUCAGUGUGAGUCUUAGAACAGCUAACCGUGUGGAACUUAAUACAGCGCGAGAUUGACUUUUGAAGUGACUGGGGCAGCAGGAAGCCAGUUCAAACACCUGUGUUUCAAGCCACAACAAAGCCCUCUCCAUCACCCUAACUACAGAAUCCUGGAGGGUCAUAGCUUCCCCAGGCUGGCGCUAUUCACAUCUCGGUUUCUGAACAAUAUGGACGUUUUCUCAGUUGUUCUCUAGCAGGAGCUGCAGAGGAGGUCGCCUAGCUAUUGUUACAAACGGACGCGGUUAAGAACAAAGCGACCCACCCGCUCAACAUUAUCCCCGUCCACCACUCGCUAGUUGGUGUGGUGGCCGCUAUCUAGCUGGGCGCUGUUGUCUUCAGCUGUGAUCACUACAAUUGGAUCACAAUGACCUCCACAUCUGCACAAUCAACAAACGUCGCAUUUCCGUCCACGGAAGCAGGCAAAAUGGUGACUGAAGGCAAGAUGAAUACCAGUCUUGUGAUGGAGGACAGUCCAGAGGUGCUCCACCAGCGCCUCGGUCAGCUCAACCAGCUCAGGAAGAGCAGACAUUUCUGCGAUGUCAUCCUCCAGGUUGGGAGCUCUGAGAUACAUGCUCAUCGGUCUGUCCUGGCUUGUGCCUCUCCAUAUUUCUUUGAGUUGUUCACGUCUGAUGAUGACCGCAAGACUGCACAUGAAGGAAGACUGAUGUACAAGCUGAGUAGUGGCUUCGAGAGAGACUCUGUGGAGAGGCUUGUGAACUAUGUCUAUACUGGAUGUAUGGAAGUGCCUGACCAACUUGUCAAGACUGUUUUUAUUGCUGCCAGGAAACUUAAGAUGGAAACGGUUUCUCGUGCCUGCGGUGAGCAUCUGGUGGCUCAUUUAACGCCCGAAUCAUGUCUAUCAGUGAGAGCCAUUAAUGGUAUUGCUUCCAAUGCUGCGCUUGUCAACCGUGUUGAUGAGUACAUUCAGCAAGUUAGUGAUCUGGUGCAAGUGACAAGGGAUGCCUUGGGCAUACCAAAGAUCCAGGUUUCAGUGAUACACAGGACACAUGAUGAAGCUGCCAUUACUGGUCGUGCUCUUUGUAACCUUGUUUUGGAAUGGGUCAAAAAGCAAAUGGUUGAGGAGGACCUUCAUUUGGACCUAAUGAAAGAAAAGAAACAUAUGCUGUAUCUGAAUAUUGAUAAUUCACUGCAUGACUGUUCUGACAUCCAGUCAGGUGAUCUCAAUGAUUCUGAUAUGGUUCAAGACUACAAGAAGAUGUCCAGGAAACUCUCCCAGACCAAUAUUAAGAUGCGAAGAAAGUCAACAACGCCACAACCUGUCAAGCCCCGCCUGAUGCUGUACUCUCGUAGCAUCUCUGAUAAGGAUGAUUCAGAGCAAGAUUCUGAUUGGAAAUUGAUUGCCUAUGCUCAAGUCUCGGAGAGUUCAUGGGUAGCUGUGGUGACAUUAAAGGGAUCAGUCACUGUAAUGUCAGUGCAACAAAAGAUGGGAAGCUCAUCACCGACUCACACUCCAAUUUCCUCACGUCCAGCUUCAGUGGAGAAGGUUGAUUAUUACACAGUUAUUCCUCAUAUGUCGUCUCCAAAAUGUGCAACUGGCACAGGGAAUUUAAAUGGUCAUCUUUUGGUCUGUGGAGGAUAUGAUCGUGGUGAGUGCCUACGGACUGUUGAAGAUUACAACCCAGAGAUGAAUGCCUGGACCAUACAGCCUCCUAUGCAUCAGGGUCGUGGACGGUUCGAUUUGACAGUUCUAAAUGGAAAAGCAUAUGCUAUUGGUGGCUGUGAUGGUUCUAAGGAGCUCAGUACUGUAGAGGUUCUAGAGGAAAACGCCAAGAAAUGGAGCAGUGUGGCACCUCUACCCCUGGCUCGCUCUAACACUGGUGUGUGCAGUUUAGAUGGGAAAGUCUUCUGUAUAGGUGGCUGGAAUGGUCAGUACGGCAUAAAGCAGUGUGACAUGUAUACUCCAGAGACUGAUAUAUGGCAAACCAUUGCUUCUCUUCAUAUUGGUCGGUACCAAGCUGGAGUGGCUGCAUAUAAAGGAAUGGUGUAUGCCAUUGGAGGCUGUGACUCCUGGAACUGCCUCAACUCCGUUGAGGUGUACGACUCUAGACUUGACACGUGGCGGUUUGCUGCUCCCAUGACCACUCCAAGGCGAGGAUGUGGUGCUGAAGUUUUCAAAGGUAAACUGUAUGUAAUGGGAGGAUCAGAUGGGACCCAUAGCCUGUGUACAACAGAGAUCUAUGACUUGGAGACAAAUACCUGGAUGCCUGGGCCAUCAAUGACUACAUGCAGAGCAAAUGUUGGUGUAGCUGUUGUGAAUGGAAAGCUGUAUGCUGUUGGAGGAUUUUCAGGCAAGAACUUCCUUAACAGCAUAGAGUACCUAGAUCCUGCAACUGAUGAAUGGACCAACUUCACUCCAAAGCCGGAAGUGAUUAGGAAUGGCAUUGAUAACUAUACGAAGAGAAGUGGCUAUAGAAAUGAAGAAAAUAGCCAGGCUGUUGAAAGUGAUGGUACGCAAGGCAGUGAUCAUGAAGAUGCUGUUGAGCAUGAAGCUGUAGCAAAUGGCCAUCAUGUGGCAGAGAAUGGUUGUAAUGGUCUCCCAAAUGGUGUACAUUCAAUUGCCACUAAUGGCCAUUAAAGUUUUCAAUGUAAUGCUACCCCAUAAUUAGAGACACUAUGGGGGUCUUCCCUCAGGUUAAAGAGCAUCAUUUAAUAUUAUUGGGCUCAUUUCAGAAAAUAUAAUAAUUUUUUAUUCUGCUGUUUAAUCACUAAAGAGGAGAUUAUACAAGUCUUUUGUUUGUAAGUAAACACAGUAUAGUAUAGCCUGAUAGAUCAGCUAAGAAAGAUGGCAUUUUUGCAGUGUAUUGUUAUUGAAACUUUCUUCAAUUUGCAUCUUGCGCAAAACUUCCCCCCUUUGGAAGUAGGUGCCUUCUUUCCCCUCACCGAGUUUGUACUCGGCCAGCUUUGAUGAAAUGGUAAGUUAUAGAGAGAAAUGACAGCUGCAGAAUAUUCAGAUCAUUAGACCUGAUUUCUAUUCUUAAUUGAUUCAUGGGCUUGGGGUCAAGCCACUUGCUUACGAUAUUAAUUUCCCAUACAGUAUACUGUACUUUACCUAAUAUUGAUAUUAAAUAAUUUAUAUUUUACCUGUGCUGAAAAUGGAGUAUUAAGAGUUAAAAUCUUAUCUUGUGCCUCUUAUUAUUUUUUCUUGGGUAAUUAAAAAUGUUUGCAUUAUGUUUCCAAUAUGGUUCAAGGGAUCAAUUUUACUGUAAGCCAUUUACAUAUAAUUUUAGCUAAGUUGACACUGUACCCAAAACUUAAACAAGUGUAAAACGAGUGCCAAAAUAGAUUCAUGGGCGACUCUUGCAACUGGAUUAAUGGCAGUGCUGACACUUUUUCCAUGCUCUAAAAUUUAAAGAUAAAGGAAUAAAUGCGAGAUGUAAAUUAAUAACUACUGUAUUGUGAGAUGUAAAUUAAUAACUACUGUAUUAUAAAAUAAAUUCUAAUAUACUCUAUGCUCUUUUUUUUUUUUUUAAAUAGUUUUGUUGUGUUGGAUGCUUGUGAUAGUUUUUGCACCGUUUUCUAAAGGUUUCAAUAAUUUACGAAGAGCUGGGGAGAAAAAGUUCAAAUAGCAUUUGCAGAACCUUUUUGGAAGUCUCAUCAAUGUGGAAAUAAAGUAAAAGAUUGACUUUUGAGAAAUCAUUACUGUUUUUCUGCUAAAGUUAAUCUAUGGUGGAAACUGCUUUUCUUGUGAUACACAAACUCCAGGGGCAGUAAUUUCAAGAACAGUUUAAUGUCAGUAUUUCAACAGGUGGCAAUGUAAGUGCGUAUAAACAUAAACCAGAUCCCCUGUUUACAUCUCUUAAGAGAAGUUAUCUUGUCAAGUUAAGUGAGAUUAUAAGGAAAACGAAGUAUAUCAUGUUUAAGCUCUAGUAAAUAUUAAUUAAAUUUGCUUGCCAAAUCCUCCUCCGUCCAACUAUUCCUGCUAUCUUUAUACAAGUGUCUUAAAUAUCUUCUUGCUAUCUCCAAGUGCGAGUUGCUCAUUGAUGAAAUUUUAGCACUUGAUGUUUGGUGGUAUACAGUAGAAAUAUUUCAUGGCAUUUUAUUUAUAUAUAUAAAUAACUAGAAUAUUAAUUGCAUUUAAUGAUAGUGUGAUAUACACUGUAGUUACCUAUACACCUAUAGUACAUUAUAGUCACCAGGAUAUGGUAAAUAAAACCUUACAUAUUUAGGAUUAUAUUUCAUGUAUUUGCAAAAAUUAUGAAUUCUGUAUUCAUUUUUUAUACUUAUUUAAUUUAAGAUGACUAGAUAAGAUAUUAUGAGGCCUGAACAUUAGUCGUGUAAUUUUCCAGAGUAAACGAGAUUUUUUUUUUUUUUAUAAUUUUGCUGCAUAAUAACUAUUAUUGAAUUCUGAAGCUCAAGUGAGUGGGAAUGUUCCAACAGUCAUAUCAUAAGAAUUUUAAGAGAAAAUGUACAUCUUUUUGUAUGAAAUAAAUCCAAUUUUUCUUUUUUGGACAUGGGAGUUUUUUAAUAAUUAUUGUAAGGUUAGGUUCUGCAUUGUAGAAUUGCCUAAAUUACAUUAUAUAAGUAAUUUACAGAUGUUUACAACUAAAUUAAUUUGCUAUUGUAUUUGUUUUAGACAAAAAAAAAAAAAAGGCAAAAAGUAUAUUUCAUUUUAAACCACAUCAGUUUUCCCUUAAAAAGGGACAUAUAUUUAAUUUGUUAGUAUAAAUAAUCAUUGUAAUUGAUCCUCAUAUCACAUUGCAUAUGUCCAAGAUGCACCUUUAGUGGUUAGUACAGUAGUAUCUUGACGACUUGCUGUGAUGUGUUGCUACCAACUCUAGUUAAAAUGAUAAACACACCUCUUGUUUAUAAUGCAUGCCAGCAUGAGCAAAUGUAAAUCAUAUACUUGUGGAAGGUUAUAUAUGACAGUUUCUUUCCAGUACUGUACUAUAUUCUAUACUAUAAGCCUGAACCUUAAUGCUUUAUUAAACACAUUUGCUCAAAAUGUCAUAUUUUUACCUGUGUAUAAAUUUGUAUCUGCAAUCAGAAUGGUAUAAGGAACUUAGUACCAAAAUACAAUGCUUAUUGAAGCCACUCCUAUGAAGUACAUGCAUAGAUUUUAUAAUGUGAUGUCAUUUUCGAACUUGUUGGAGUUGGGUGACUGCAUUAUCAAAGAUAACACGGUCUGUAAUAUGUAAAUAAAUAUAAGUAAAUACCAUACCAUUUGACAAAUUUCAUCAUUGUACAAAUACUUGGUAAACAAGGAAGGAAAGCUAUACAUUUUUUAUUGAAUUGUCCUAGAAAACUGAUAUAAAAAAAAGACCUAAUGAAGCAUUUAUACCAUAGAUUUUAACAUUACUCCAGUUUAUUUCUAUGACAAUUUUUGCUAUAGCAAUUUAAAAUUAAGGAUUUUUUUAUUGGAAAACGAUGAAUUUUAGAGCAUAUUUAUUGUUAAAGAUGGUAUAUCUAGGAAAGAUUUGUUUGUUAGUAUCAACUUUAGGUAGCAGAUACUGGGAAAUUCAAUUCCUCUACUUAAGAGUAUAGACACUGCAAUUGUAAUAUUAUAUAUUUUGUAGAGGACAGUGAUGCAGUGUAUCAUCCCCUUAGGAAUAUAGAUGUGGAUCAAUUCACUUUUAAAUCAAGAUCUGGUCUUCAUGGCUACGAUUGAAAUAUACCUCACUUUUUAUAUUUAAACACAUCUUAGCAAAGAAAAAUAUUGAAACCUAGAUACUAGAUAUGCCAUGGUUUCUUCAGUCUUGUAUGAUAUGAGAUUAACGAUUCCUGUGAUAAAAGGGUAUAAAGACUUUCUGGAAUGAUAAAAUCAAUACCUGGAGUUAUUUAUCAAGUUAUUUAUAAACUGACUAGCUCAUUGUGAGUUAUGCUGGAUAAUUGUUAUAAAGCAGAGUAAGGAAUAAGGAUAAAUUUAUUUUUUCAAGUAUACCACAGGAUAUACUUUUUUUUUUUUUUUAAUUUUUAAAAUAUAAACAUGUUUACUAACAUGCCCGUUUUGCAUUCGGGCAAAAAAAAAAAAAAAAAAAAAAAUAAAUGUUGAUAUUUGUAUAAAGCAAGUCAGCAUUUCAAAUUGGGAUUUGCUGGUCACCCAAAACAAUAUAUUUUGUACUAUAUUAAACCACUGUACUUGGUCUGGUCUGAUGGUUUACUCCUCUUCUACUGAUUAUAUAUCUACCACAUUGUACAUUUAAAACAUUAUCUAUAUAUGACAAUGGAAA